Molecule: messenger RNA, 1638 nt
Organism: Bipolaris victoriae FI3
Lineage: Eukaryota; Fungi; Ascomycota; Dothideomycetes; Pleosporales; Pleosporaceae
Exons: 1
Coding region: 1-1638 (545 amino acids)
Biological process (GO): carotene catabolic process
Molecular function (GO): carotenoid dioxygenase activity
Source: RefSeq, a predicted model, not a curated record
AUGGCCACCGUGGAUGUUCAGCAACCUGUUGUUCCACCAACACUCCCUAACGUCGAAUUGAAAGAAACGCCCCAGCGAAAGACCAACGACAUCUAUCACGGACUCACCUCAAGAUGGCCCGUCGCUCUCGAUCUCGCAGGAGGAGGUGCACCUUGCCGUCUAGAGGGUGAAGUAGGCGAUCUGGUCGUCUUGGGCGAGAUUCCAAAAGAGCUAAAUGGCACCUUUUACCGCGUCAUGACGGACCCAUUUGUCCCGCCCCACCCCAACAAUGUUCCCCUUGAUGGAGACGGUCAUAUUUCUGCCUUUAGAUUCCAUGAUGGAAGAGUGGAUAUGAAGUUGAAGUAUGUUGAGACGGAGCGCUAUUUGAUUGAACGCCGAGCCAACAGGGCCAUGUUUGGGCUUUACCGCAACCCUUAUACCCAUCACCCAUGUGUGCGGGCCGCAGUCGACUCAACCGCAAACACAAACCUUGUUCUUUGGGCAGGUCAUCUGCUGGCACUCAAGGAAGGAGGCCUACCUUACUCAGUGGACCCUAAUACACUCGAGACUGGAGUAUAUGAUCCCUUUGGCCAAGUCAAGUCCAAAACAUUUACCGCACACCCCAAGGUGGACCCAUAUACGGAUGAGCUGGUCGUCUUUGGUUACGAAGCAAAGGGUCUUGCGACAAAAGACAUUGUCGUGUACACGCUGGAUAAGGAGGGAAAGAAGAAGGAUGAGCAAUGGAUCCAAGGUCCUUGGGUUGCUGCAAUCCAUGAUUGUGCAAUCACCCCAAACUGGUUAAUUCUUGUGCUAUGGCCCUUUGAAGCCGACGUCGAACGAAUGAAACGCGGAGGUCAGCACUGGGCAUGGAACUACGACCGCCCCGCAACUUUCGUAGUCAUACCACGGAGAAAGACCACCAAACUUCCGCCUGGCUGGAAGGAAGGCGAGUGGAGGGUGUACCCAUGGGAAAACUGUAUGCUCGUGCACACCGCAGGCGCAUGGGAAGACGAAAACCACAAACUCUACAUCGAAACCUCUCGCGUCCACGACAACGCAUUUCCCUUCUUCCCUCCCGACGACGGCAGAAUGCCCGCACCCGACGCAAAAGCCGAUUUCGUACGUUGGGAACUUGACCUCACCAAGCCAACCGACACUCGCCUUCCCGAUCCCGAAAUCAUCGUCGAUGUCCCCUGCGAGUUCCCCCGCAUCGACGAGCGCUUCAACACCAAACCCUACCGCUACAUCUUCCUCGACGCCUUUAUGCCUUCGCGCUCUGACGGUGGCAAAAACAUAUUCCAUGGCCUCAACGCCCUGGCUAUGAAAGACACCCAAACAGGCAGUAUGCGCUUCUUCUACGCGGGUGACGGCUCCCUAGUCCAAGAACCAGCCUUCAUCCCCCGCUCCGACGAUGCUCCUGAAGGCGAUGGAUGGGUUGUAGCGAUGGUGGAGAGGAGAGAGACGAACAAGAAUGAUAUUGUCGUGCUAGAUACGAGGGAGUUCGAGAAGCCGGUUGCGAUUGUCCAGUUACCGAUUCAUGUCAAGGCGCAGGUGCAUGGAAAUUGGGUCGACGCGGCGAGUUUGGAGCAGAAGAGCUUGGUGAGGGAGCCAAGGCCGGUGAAGGUUAGUGGCAAGGGGGCGCUGGAGCCCAUUGAGUAG